GAAUUCCAGAAUUAUGUCAACCAAAAUUUUUAAAAACAUUAAUUUUUAAAGUUCUUGAUUUAAGGGAAAAAAUGAAAAUAACAAAUAGCUAAGAUAUUAAAUAAUUCAAACAGGUAAAUUCAAUAUUCUGUUAGCUUGUUUUUUCAUUUAUUUUUCCAUGUUUUUUUGAAACUAUUUUUGAGUGCAGCUUCAACACGAAUAAAUAUCAGAAAGACAAUUAAAAUUUUUUGAAGCAUUGUUUGUUUGACAAGAAAUGUUAUGUUGCUCUGGUAAUAUAAAUUGAACAGAUUAACAAACUCUUAAUAAAUUCAAAAAAUAUUUUCAUUUGUAUUUUUAUAUUUGAAACAUAAAGAUGGCCUAAAAACUGUUGUACGUCUGUAACAAAAUUGUCAUUUUUUUAAAAAUAUUUCUUUACCUAAUUGCUGGAUGUUAUUGAUUGUUUCUAAACUUCUGGAUUUUAAUUCAGUUAACAAUACAACAUCUAAAGUUUUAAAGAAAACAUUUUUAUUUUACUUUUAAAUGCUGUUACAGACGUACAUUUUUUUUGUACGUCUGUAACGUACGUCUGUAACAUUUAUAAAGCUGUAACUAGAAGUAUUCAUCACAGAAAGGCCUGGGCACUAAUUAGUUAGUUGUUUUGUUGCCAUGGCAACUAUCAAGGUUUGGGCCUAAAUUUUUGGAGAAUGUUAUUCAGAAGGCCUAACAAAUUUAAAAUAAGAACAAGAUAGCUGAGAAAGUUAAAAUCAAGAAACAUAGAGAAGUUAUGGCAAAAACGACAGCUGAAAGAGUAAGAGAACACAGAAAACGAUUAAAAGAACUGAAUGUAGAUAAAUGGAAACAAGAAAAAGAAAAGGAUAGAAAAAGAAAGGCAGACAAAAGAGCAGCAUUGAAGACAAAUAACCCAGAAAGGUAUCAAGAAGUGAAAAAUGAAGAAGCAAAAAGAAUAAGAAAAUAUCGAGCAAAGCUAAAAAUGCUUGCAACAGCACACGUUGCAGAAGAACAACCAGCUCUUUUUGCAAACCGUCAGUCUUUUGGAAAAGCAGUAAAAAAGGUGAAAAGCAAAUUGCCAGAGUCACCAAGAAAACGAAAAGCUGUAUUGGCAAAACUUGCUGAAGAUGCUGGCAUUUCUUUCACAGGGAGCCCUCCAAGCAAAAGCAAAAAACCAGGGCCAAAAGAAAACACAGAGAUUGAUGCUGCUGCAAUUGCUUUUUACAGUAAUGAUGACAUCAGUUGGCAAGCCCCUGGAAGAAAGGACAGAGUUAUAUACAGAUCCAGAGAUGCAAAUGGAAAAAAACACAAGGAAUAUGUGCAAUGCAGAUACAUGCUAAUGAGUCUUGGUGAGGCACAUCAAUUGGCUGUUACCACUGGGCUGAUGAUAAGCAGAUCAAAGUUUUGCUCCCUCAGGCCCAAGCACAUCAAACUAAUGGAAGACAGACCUCACAAUGUAUGUGUUUGUGUUACACAUGAAAACAUGAGAAUGCUUCUUCAGGCGUUGAAGCCCCAUAUCAAUGUUCCAAGCUGCCAAACAAAGUUUACAAGUGAGCUUGUUUGUGACCCAACUUCAAAGAACUGUAUGAGUCUAAAAUGUGAUGAUUGCAGCAAAAACCUUGAAUCGUUUAAGCCAAAUGGAGAAUCUGCUGAUCUACUGGUCAAAUAUCCACAGUGGCAAGGAGCCUCAAGCGAGUUAAGUAAGAUUUCUGUUUCAGAGACAGUUGAGUCGGCAUUCAGUGAGCUUAAAAGGCAACUUCCAGCAUACUUGAUACAUGUUUAUAUCAAGCGACAGCAGAAAACGUUUUUCGAAAAAAAGAAAAGUAAUGUUGAUGGAAAAUCGUGUGUCUUGCAUGUUGACUUUUCAGAGAAUGCAUUGCUUAGAGAUCAAGACGAGCCUCAAUCGGCACAUUGGACGCACAAUCAAGCUGGCCUCUUUACCGCUUAUUUUUGGAGGACCCAAGUCUCAGGAGAAAGCCAUAUCAUUGUCACAGAUGAUGUGAAUCAUACAAAGGAUCAAGUUUGGACAUUCAUCACCACUUUGUUGGAGGAUUUUACUGGAAGGCACCUGGAUAUUGAAACCAUAGAUAUUUUUUCAGAUGGCACAAGUACACAGUUUAAGCAAAGAUAUCUUUUUUCCAAUCUUUCUAAAUGGGAGUCUACAUUUGGAAUAAAAGUCAACUGGCAUUUUUUUGCAACCUCACAUGGCAAGGGCGUGAUUGAUGGCAUUGGCGGAACGGUAAAGCGUUCAGUUUGGCGUGCUGUUCGCAGUGGUAAUGCUCGAGCAUCUAAACCAUAUGACUUUUACCAGCUUGCUGUAGAAAGAAACCCUAAUGUGAAGUUUCACUUUGUCUCAGCGGAGACAGUCCAAUUGAGAGCAAAGGAAAUUCAGCCAUAUUGGGAUCAAGUUUUAAGGAUCAUUGGAACACGAUCUGUUCACACAGUAUCUUGCAGAGGUGAUUCAACUGUAUUGGUUGCUGAAGUUUCUACUGCAAAAGAGUUUCAAGCCCAUGUAUUUCUGGAUGUUUCAGACUCAGAAAGUUCUGAUGAUGAUUCAGUUGAUGAUUUUGCAGAUUCCUCACCAGAAUGUAAAGAUGAAGAGCAAUCCCAGCCUGGUGAAAAUUGCUCUAUUACUACUGGUGAUUUUGUUGUUGUGCAAUAUGAAUCCGAACGAAAUUCAAGAAAAAAUUACAUCGCCCAGGUAAUAGAAAUCGAUAAUGAAGCUGAUCUCCAUAAAGUAAUAAAUAUGCGUCGAUGUGGAGAAUCCAACAAAUUUGUGUUUAUUCCAAAAGACAAGUGCUGGGUUGAAAAGAAUCAGAUUAAAGCUAAACUUGAACAACCAAACUUUGAUCAAAGACAACGAUAUACUUUUGAAAAAAUUCCAGACAUUUUGUAAUGUUUUUUGACUUGAUAGUUUUUGAGUUCCAUCAACCGUAUUGUCCGGUUUACAAGUCGACCUGGUGUAUAAGUUGAGGUACCAAUUUUAAGGAUUAAGGUUGAUGAAAAUUGUACAAUAUAAAUUUAUUUAAAAAGAUACCUGUUGUAGAAGUCUACUUGCUAUUUUUCACCCAAAAUUUUGGAUCUGAAAGCUAGACUUAUUCACCAGAAAAUAUGGUAAAUUUGUUACAGAUGUACAAUAUCAUCAGUUUUAAAUUCUGAAAUAAAUUAAUUGUUUUUAUGGAAAACAUAAAUUUUUCAAGAGUAAGAAAUUACAAAUAAACUGAUGUGAUAUGGCACAUAAAGUUUUUUCUAAAUUGUUAACAAUAUUUCUAGAAAAUGUGUUACAGAUGUACAUUCACACAUAAAAUUCACAGUGUUCAUCUGUAACGUACGUCUGUAACAGGAGUUAACUAGUGUUAAUGUUUACUAAUUUAUUGUUCUAAUGUAAUUUUUGUCAAGUUACAUGGUAAUUUUCUUAUUUAUAUAUGUUUAUAUUGUUUCAGCAAGAAAUAUUAUUAUGGUUCUCUUUAGUUUCAGAAAAUUUUGUUGUUAAAAAUCCUGUUUCAUUUGUUGACUAAUUUCUGUGUACGUCUGUAACAGGUACAUUUUGAUAAAUACUCAGAAAAUCAAAAUAUUUAAAAUCAUUUUCUUCACAAAAUAGAUAUAAUCUUAUUAUUAGGCAUUGGCUGAGACCAAAACAUAAAAAUAAAAUGAAAAAAAUAAAAAAUAAAAUCAAUAAUUUCAUUCUGAAUUGUACGUCCGUAACUAUGGAAUUGCCC
Molecule: messenger RNA, 3707 nt
Organism: Rhopilema esculentum
Lineage: Eukaryota; Metazoa; Cnidaria; Scyphozoa; Rhizostomeae; Rhizostomatidae
Source: RefSeq, a predicted model, not a curated record